ACACACUUCUACACUUACGAGUGAAGAUGGCGGAUGUGUUGAGUGUUCUUCGUCAGUAUAAUAUCCAGAAAAAGGAAAUCGUCGCAAAGGGAGAUGAAGUUAUAUUUGGAGAGUUCUCCUGGCCGAAAAAUGUCAAGACCAACUAUAUUAUCUGGGGAACUGGUAAAGAGGGCCAGCCCAAAGAAUAUUAUACAUUGGACUCUAUUUUGUUCCUGCUCAACAAUGUACACCUGCCACAUCCGUCCUAUGUGCGAAGAGCUGCAACUGAGAACAUCCCUGUUGUUCGAAGGCCUGAUCGAAAGGGCUUGCUUUCUUACCUUAAUGGCGAGAGUUCGACAUCGACCAGUAUAGACAGAAGUGCACCUAUAGAAAUUGGCCUUCAAAGGCCAACUCAAGUGAAAAGAGCUGCCGAUGAGGUAUCUUCAGAAGCCAAAAAACCUCGGGUUGAGGAUGAAGAGCGGGUGCGUCUGGACAAGGAGCGUUUGGCUGCUCGUUUGGAGGGCCACAAGGAGGGCAUCGUGCAGACUGACCAGAUCAGAUCGCUGUCUGAGGCCAUGUCGGUGGAGAAGAUCGCAGCCAUCAAAGCUAAGAUUAUGGCCAAAAAGCGCUCCACCAUCAAGACGGACCUGGAUGACGACAUCACGGUGAAGCAGAGAAGUUUUGUGGAUGCCGAAGUGGAUGUCACUCGAGACAUCGUCAGCAGGGAGAGGGUGUGGAGGACACGGACGACCAUCCUCCAGAGCACCGGAAAGAACUUCUCCAAGAACAUCUUUGCCAUUCUUCAGUCGGUGAAAGCCAGAGAAGAAGGGCGAGCCCCAGAGCAACGGCCGGCGCAAAACACAACUCAAGUGGACCCUUCGCUCAGGACCAAGCAGCCUGUGCCGGCAGCCUACAAUCGAUACGAUCAGGAGCGAUUCAAAGGAAAAGAGGAAACGGAGGGUUUCAAGAUCGAUACCAUGGGCACCUACCACGGAAUGACUCUGAAAUCAGUGACGGAAGGGGCGUCGGCUCGCAAGGCCCAGACCCCUGCGCUCCAGCCCGUCCCGCGCCCAGUUUCACAAGCCAGACCGCCUCCGAAUCAGAAAAAAGGGUCGCGCACGCCCAUCAUCAUCAUCCCGGCCGCCACCACCUCGCUCAUCACAAUGCUGAAUGCCAAGGAUCUAAUGCAGGACCUCAAGUUUGUCACGUCUGACGAGAAGAAGAAGCAAGGCAUCCCGCGCGACAACGAGGUUCUUCUUCAGCGGCGCAAAGACCAGAUCCAACCCGGAGGCAGCACGCUCUCCGUCACCGUCCCCUACAGAGUCAUCGACCAGCCGCUCAAACUCGCACCGCAGGACUGGGACCGAGUGGUGGCCGUGUUUGUGCAGGGUCCCGCCUGGCAGUUUAAGGGCUGGCCUUGGCUAUUGCCCGACGGCUCCCCCGUCGACAUCUUCGCCAAGAUUCGAGCCUUUCACCUCAAGUACGACGAGGCCAAAACGGAUCCCAACGUGCAGAAGUGGGACGUGACGGUCCUGGAACUCAGCCGCCACCGGCGCCAUUUGGACCGGCCCGUCUUCCUGCGCUUUUGGGAAACUCUGGACAGAUACAUGGUGAAACACAAAUCUCAUCUCAGGUUUUGAACUCGGAUCGCAACAAACUUCUGGACCUGUUACUCGACUUGGCUCGACUCCUCUCCCCAUCUUGGGCCCUACUUUAUGCCAAUCGCAUAGGAUUCCCUGACGAUUCCCUUGACAUGCAAAUCAAAGAAGGGGGCUCUGUUGGAAUUCUUUAUUUUUUGAUGUUCCAAAUAACUCUUCUAUCAAAAAGAGGACAUUAAAAAAAUCACAAUUCCCAUGGCGUUAAUGAGUUUAAUGUAAAUACAUGCUAAAAUUUCACCGAGCCGCCAAACCAGAGAUGGACUGAUUUGCUAUUUACCCAGACUUUUGGGCUCUUGUGGCUUUUGAGAUACACGGGCCAUAUAAUGACCCUUUUCCAAGCUUCAGUUUCUUUUGUUGAUGUCGUCAGAGCUCCAAAUGAAAUAUGCUUUCUGACGUAGAAAGACAAUAAAAGCCUUUCAAAUGAA
Molecule: messenger RNA, 2062 nt
Organism: Syngnathus acus (greater pipefish)
Lineage: Eukaryota; Metazoa; Chordata; Actinopteri; Syngnathiformes; Syngnathidae
Gene: cdc73
Product: cell division cycle 73, Paf1/RNA polymerase II complex component, homolog (S. cerevisiae)
Exons: 17
Coding region: 27-1619 (530 amino acids)
Biological process (GO): transcription elongation by RNA polymerase II; positive regulation of transcription elongation by RNA polymerase II
Cellular component (GO): Cdc73/Paf1 complex
Molecular function (GO): RNA polymerase II complex binding
Source: RefSeq, a predicted model, not a curated record